UACCCAAGUCGACGAUCCAACACAUUUGCAGCCAACCCUUCAUGCAACUGCAACUGGAAGCAGAACCCUCGAUCUUCCAUUUGGAGAUCUCCAUUCCGUCCUUGGUCUGCGCCUUGUCGGUCUUUAUCGACAAACGAAAGGAAAAGAGACGAGAACUGAAGGUAAAAAGGCAACAGCCAGAAAGAGAGACGAUUCUCAAUGCUAUUGCGGUGGAGAGGAGCAGUGCUUUUCCUAGCAACCUAUUGAUGGGUCUUCGCUUGACGCCUCACCUCCUCUUCCUUCUCGUCAUCAGUCUCUCGUCUCCUUCGCACCAACUCCAGGACCCUGCCCUCAUCGACCGGAUAGUGAGAGACUCAGCCUUCCGGUCCUAUCUCACCGACCACCGCAAGACGGCCGUCGUCUACAAUGUCUCACUCCCUCCCAGCGUCUCCGGGGCGACCGUGGAGACUGUGCGGUAUCGGACUAGUAGCUUGAGGCGUCACGGCGCCUCGGUCAAUGAGUUCCAUGUCGCGCCAGGCGUCGUCGUUCAUCCCCACUCUAAGAGGCUCAUCCUGGUGAUUCAGAACCUGGGCAACCUCUCUUCCGUGUACGGCAGCUACAGGAACAUAUCGAGGUUUCAACUGGUCUCUCCGGUGCUGGGCCUUCUAUUCUACAGAGCAGCGAGCAUUCGCAAUUCUUCGAUUCCACCUGAGCUGGAGAUCUUGGUGACGAAGAGACCCAUCACAGUAGAUUUUUCGGGAUUGGGGCAGAGCACCAAGGGACAGCGAGUGCUCUGCGCGCUGUUCGAGUUGGACGGCAAACUGAGCCUAUCGAACGUGACCCGCAGCAAUGCAUGUAGUGCUCGAAGUCAGGGCCACUUUGCCCUGGUAGUCGAGACCAUUGACAAUGCCGGUGGUGGAGAGGAGAUGAAGCUGAGCGGAUGGAAGGUAGUCGUGGUCAGCGUUGCUGCGGGUGCCUUCAGCGCAGUGCUCUUAGGACUAAUCGUGGUGGCCAUGGUGACGGCGAAGUGGAAGAGGUUGCGGACUGCGGAGAUGGAGAGAAGAGCGUACGAGGAGGAGGCACUGCAGAUCUCCAUGGUGGGUCACGUCAGGGCACCUACAGCGGCGAUGGUUCGGACCACCCCACGUCUGGAGAACGAAGAUGCGCCAUCUUGGUGACAUGAGUCUGAUUUAUUGUAGGAAUCUCUUAGCUCAGCUCGCAUUCCAUUCAUUCGAUUCCAUAAUCGUCACCCACAAUCUUUUCUUCUUCAUCAUCAUCUUUGAUUUUCUGAUAACAUUGUCAAGAAUAGCUAACACGCGGAUCAAGAAACUAGCAGUGUGAUUUUAUGGGUUAACAGUGCAAAAUGUCACUCUAGAAUAAGAGAGAAGAAAGAAGAGAUAACAAUGUACACAUGUAAGAUGAACUACGGCUAGAGAACCCAAGUAAAUGGAAAUUUCAGAACAGGAACUGAAAUUUGAUGAGCCGUGUAAAAUUCAGAGGUUCACAGAAGAAAGA
Musa acuminata subsp. malaccensis (wild Malaysian banana) is the source of this 1494-nucleotide messenger RNA. RefSeq lists its product as uncharacterized. The record is from RefSeq and is a predicted model, not a curated record. Gene Ontology annotation, cellular component: membrane. Lineage: Eukaryota; Viridiplantae; Streptophyta; Magnoliopsida; Zingiberales; Musaceae.